UCAAUUGCCGAAAAUUAAUGGCGAUGAUGGCUGAAGUUGUUUUUUUUCUCUUGCUAAAAUAGUAAAUAAAUGACAACAACCAGCUCAGCUUAUUUAUAAAGUGGGACGAUUACUUUCUUUAAAACAGUAAAGUUAUUUGGAUCGUUUUUGUUUAGAAUUUGUUUAAAAUGGCUGAUAUUCUAGACAUACUAGAUAUUGAACAUCCUGGUGCAGGAGAAAUCAGCAGAGAUAGCAUUAUUCAUGGGGAUAAAAUAAAGAAAAAGUAUAUAACUGCCAAGAGUGUGAAAAGACCAGAGGGCAUGCACAGAGAAGUUUUUGCAUUGCUUUACAAUGAUUCUAAUAAAGAUUUACCGCCUCUUCUUCCUACGGACUCCGGUAAAGCUUAUAAACAAACCAAGGCUAAAUUGGGCAUGCGGAAAGCCCGCAAAUGGACCUGGGCCCCAUUUAACAAUCCAGCUCGUAAGGAUAAUGCUGUAUUUCACCACUGGAAAAGAGCCUCUGAUGAAGCAAAAGAAUAUCCAUUUGCACAAUUUAACAAGCAAGUAUCAAUACCAUCUUAUACUGAAUCAGAAUAUAAUCAGUACCUGAAAUCUGAAGACUGGAGUCAAGCUGAAACUGAUCAUCUCAUGGACAUGUGUCAACGUUUUGAUCUAAGGUUCAUUGUGAUACAUGACAGAUGGGAUCGUGCGGCUUUUAGGGAUAGGAGCAUUGAAGAUUUGAAAGAGCGUUAUUAUGGCAUAUGUGCUACCCUAAGCAAGGUAAAAACAAACCCAUGGUCAAACACUGUUACCACAGUCAAUGGAGAAAAGCGUAUUUACCAUUAUGAUGCUGAACAUGAAAAAAAGAGGAAAGAGCAGCUCAAGAGAUUAUUCGAUAGAACUCAAGAUCAGAUUGAUGAAGAACAAAUGCUUCUUACUGAAUUGAAGAAAAUUGAGGCUAGGAAACGUGAAAGGGAAAGAAAGACUCAAGAUUUACAAAAACUAAUAUCAAGAGCUGAUAGUGGUAACAUGCCAGUCACAAAUACAGUACCCAACAACACAGAGGCAACCCACACUCCAUCUAAUGUUUCCACCAACAACAUUGUGAGGCGCCAUGAUAGAAAACUUCACAAAAAGAAGUUAUCAACUCAACAGAGGCCAGUUCGUACUAUGGAAACUGUUACUGUAGAAUGGUCGGGGAUUAAAUUCCCAGAGGCACGCAGUACUGGUGUCUGGCUUCGGUCACAACGUAUGAAACUACCCCCUGGGGUUGGACAAAGAAAAACAAAAGCCAUUGAGCAAGAACUACGUCUCAUGAAUAUUGAUAUAGCACCAACACCAACAGAGGCAAUAUGUAAGCACUUCAAUGAACUCAGAUCUGACCUUGCACUUGCUUUGGAUCUAAAGAAUGCAUUAGCUGCAUGUGAAUUUGAUCUGCAAGCUUUAAGACAUCAAUAUGAAGCUCUCAAUCCAGGAAAGACCCUCCCAAUACCAGCUUCAUUAUGCAAUACAACAGAUGGGGAAACAAAACCUAUGGGAGAAAUCAUCGAUGUGGUGGGAUCUCCAAGUGCACUGAAUUCAACUAUAUAGUAUUAUGUACAGCUAUAACCCCUCAUUCCUGUGCUAUUUGGCAUUGAAGAACAGUUUGUGAAGAUAAUUGUGAUUAAUCCUAGCUUUAAAAAUCAUAAAAUACUAGCAAACCCGGCGAACUCCGUUUCGCCACCAGAUGGCUUCGUUUUAUGUAACAUUUCGUUUGGUGAUUAAAAGAAGUUUUUUUUUUAAUUUUUCCUGAACUUUCUUUGCUAUAAACCUCAUGAAGCCCGAGACCUUUCCAACGAAAGCAAAACCGUGGAAAUCGGUUCGUGCGUUCUGGAGUUAUAGCGUCAGGAAGGAAAACCCGACUUAUUUUUAUCAUAAAAUAUAAAUGAAUACACAAAAUUUUCUGAAAUCUUUUAUUUUGUUACUAGAUAGCUCCCUUUGGGGCACCAUAUGCAUCUGGCAUCCUUUCAAUAGUGUAUUUAUGCUGUGCAACAUACAUAAUUGGAACACCAGGUAUCUUUCUUAUUCGUCUUUUUAAAUCUUUGUCAUUAGUGGCUACUAUAUAGCACUUAUGCUGAGUAACUCUUUGAACUAUACAGUCAUCUGCAUAGGUCCCUUUAUGUAGACAUGCAAUACGCUCAAAUCGAGGGUCCUUUAUAAUUCUUAAUGCAACCCUAUACUUUCUUCCUAAUUUUUCUAAUUCACCCAAAACACAAUCAGUUAUAUAUGGUAUACACUUUGCAUAAAGACAAUCCAUCAUAUUUUGUACUAUAUCUAGUUUGUUCUUGAUAGAGAAGUUAAUGAAAUUAGUGUCAAUAAGGAUGUGAUAAGGUGGCCCUAACUGAGUAUUAUAUUGAAAAAAUAAGGCAGAACUCGCUUGUGGCACUUCUCGAACUUUUAUCUCAUGUGGGUCUUCUCGUUUUUUCUUCUUUGGAUCAGCUCUUUUUUCAGCCUUAAUGCGAUUAUCACUGGGGCUGAUCAGUUUUUUCAUUUUCGCGAAUCUUUUUUCCACAAUUUUUCUUGUCUUGCGCUGUUUACCCUUGAAAUGAAACAUUAAUGAAUAAAAUAAAUGAAAGAUAUAAAAUGAAUAAGAAAUAUAACCACUCAACUUACCAUGUUAAUAACUUUUGAAGAAAAACCUUGAAAAAAGACCUAUGUGUAUUACUAUAGAACUGAUGAAUUCAAGGUUUUGAGCAUAUAAAUUUUUCAAAAACGAUAGGACCUUGUUUCUAAAGUUGCAAUGUUGUUAACAAGAAAGCAUUAAAACUAUUCCUCACAGAAACAAUAACUGUUGACCUCUCCGUACCCUGUACCUGAAAAAAACAAAUAAUAGUUUAUUAUGUUGGGCCGGUAUCAAACGAAAUAGUCUUUCGAUAUUGUCUUCACUGAAUUAUUUAUACCACGCAGAGGUACCUUUUAUUUUGAUUUUGGGGUUAGGUCACAGUAGGCACCAGGGUUGCCAGAUGU
Messenger RNA from Chilo suppressalis (striped riceborer), 2984 nucleotides. The record is from the annotation of a GenBank genome assembly. Lineage: Eukaryota; Metazoa; Arthropoda; Insecta; Lepidoptera; Crambidae.